This is a messenger RNA of Trichomycterus rosablanca, 1558 nucleotides long. RefSeq names its product epoxide hydrolase 5 (gene ephx5). Gene Ontology annotation, biological process: epoxide metabolic process; arachidonate metabolic process. Bases 80 to 1495 code for a protein of 471 amino acids. The transcript has 9 exons. Gene Ontology annotation, molecular function: epoxide hydrolase activity. The record is from RefSeq and is a predicted model, not a curated record. Lineage: Eukaryota; Metazoa; Chordata; Actinopteri; Siluriformes; Trichomycteridae.
UCAUGCUGAGUUUAAUAAACGAAUCCUAGAUUCUUUUUCAAACACAAACCAGCAGCAACGGUGGUAACUGUCAGAUAUAAUGCAGACCAUCAGCUGUAUUCAACAGGCCAUUUCUGGUCUCGAUCAGCACACGCUGAAAGUCUGUGCAGUCUCCUCUGUUGGAAUUGGAAGUCUUUUAUGCUACCUAGCAUGGAGAAAAACACCUAAAAAGAUUCCAGUUGGAGAUGGUUGGUGGACAGUAGGAGAGAAGCCCCUAGUAGAGGAUACAACAAUACGUCCUUUUGUUGUGGAGAACUCGGAACAAAUGCUACAGGAUCUGUACCACCGCAUUGACCAGACCAGAUACACUGAAAGUCUGGAGGAUUCCAGAUUUCACUAUGGCUUCAACUCAGCUUAUCUCAAAAAGGUAGCCCUAUACUGGAGGCAUGAAUUUAAAUGGGAGAAACAGGUUAAGGUGCUCAAUAAAUACCCUCACUUCAAAACUAACAUUGAGGGUUUGGAUGUGCAUUUUAUUCAUGUGAAGCCCACCCCGCGUGCUGGGCAGAAGGUCCUUCCUCUUAUGAUGGUACAUGGCUGGCCUGGUUCCUUCUUUGAGUUCUACAAGAUCCUACCCCUACUCACAGAGACUGAGGAUGACAUUGUCUUUGAGGUCAUCUGUCCCUCCAUCCCAGGCUACGGUUACUCUGAAGCCCCUCAGAAACAGGGAUUUAUUACUGUGGAUGCUGCUCGUAUUUUCCAUAAGCUGAUGGAGAGACUGGGCUUCAGUGAGUAUUACCUGCAAGGGGGAGACUGGGGAGCUUUCAUCACAGUCAACAUGGCCCAGAUGAAACCUGAGUGUGUGACAGGGUUGCAUGUGAACAUGAUCACCGCCAGGGCAGGCAGCACUGUAACCAUCCUGUCGCUCACCAUUGGCCGUUACCUGCCUUUCCUGGUGGGCUUCACCAGAGAAGAUGUGCGCCGCAUGUUUCCCUACAUGCAAAAGAAUGUGUACGAACUGUUAAAAGAAAGCGGUUACAUGCACAUCCAAGCCACCAAACCAGAUACUGCAGGCUGUGCAGUAAAUAACUCCCCAGUUGGUCUUGCUGCCUAUAUUUUGGAGAAGUUCAGCACCUGGGUAGAUUUCAAGAACAGGGACCUACAGGACGGAGGAUUAGAGAGUACGUUCAGCCUGGAUGAUCUCCUCACCAACAUCAUGAUCUACUGGACCACAGGCUCAAUCACCUCAUCAAUGCGCUUCUACAAGGAGAAUAUGGGCAAAAACUUUCACAGCAGAGUAGAUAACAUAACAAAGGUGUAUGUGCCUACUGGACUGGCAGCAUUUCCACAUGAACUCAUGCACUGUCCAUGGACCUGGGCUCGAGCAAGGUUCACAGAUAUUCGCUCCUAUACCUACAUGCCCAGAGGGGGGCACUUUGCAGCUUUCGAAGAGCCUGAACUGCUUGCCCAAGACUUGAAGCAGUUUGUGAAGAAAGUGGAAAACAAGAAGGCCAGAUAAACUAACAACACACUUGCUUUAUGUAAUCACUUCAUCAGUCUUUAAAAUAAAUAUACAAAACAA